AAUUGACUGGAUGGGAUAACUGAAAAUGGAGAACAGGAAUGCUGAAAUUAAAUCUGAAUUGAAACUACACAUAAAGAUGAAAAAAAGUGUUCUUUAAUAUAAUCUCUACUUCGGAAUAUUCUAACCUACAGAGCAAAUAAAAAAAAACCCCGGACUGUCGCGCAGGCGAACGCGAAAGUGGCAGAAGUGACUUGAAAUGAACGCGGAUUUUAAGCGGCGAUCUGCAUGCGCGAGAGGUGGACUCUUCCCACACCAUCACCCCCCACCCCCGGAAAUCCUGGAAAAGGAUUAAGGAAAGUGUAGAGAGGCGCCUAAUGUGACAGCACAGAACCCCGAGCCUGGGGUUAUAACCUGCCUCUUGCCAGUUGGGAAGAUCCAAAGGGGGUGGAGUAGACAGAAAUUUAAAGCAAUGGGUUAAUAAACAACUGACUUCCGUCAUCUAGCUGUGAUUUUUUUCUGUGUAGCUAACUGCAGGGAGAAUCAGACAAGAACAGUGACAGCCUCAGAUCUUGCUCUCUCCACAACUUGAGGAAGAAAAGUUAACGAGAGUUGCAAUUCGUUUUGUUUUAACUCUGGGGGGAGGGACAAGUUAGAAUGGACUCGUUGAUCCGAUUCAGCCGAAGGUGAGGAGAGGGAAGGCGUUUGAAAUAGCGAAUCUGAAAACUGGAUGAAGAAGAAGGCGCUGUACUGACAGCGGCCGGUGUCAGAUAUGGGGACCGUCACCAUCUCCAGCAGCUUAGCGGUCCUGCUGUACUGCUCGGUCCUCAGCUGUGUGUAUGCUCUGGUGGAUGCAGAUGAUGUUAUUACCAGAGACGAACAGAUUUACCUGCUGCAACAUGCUAAACACAAGUGUGAACAGAAAUUGAAGUCCAGGAUAACUAAAGUUACUGAAGGAUUUUGUGCUCCCCAAUGGGAUGGCGUGCUCUGCUGGCCGGAAGGACCACCAGGCAAAUUGGUUCCAAUGCAGUGUCCAGAUUACAUAUACGAUUUCAACCACCAAGGCCACGCUUACCGGCAGUGCAAUAUCAAUGGGAGCUGGGAGCUUGCAAUAAACAACAACCGAACAUGGGCGAAUUACAAAGAGUGUCAAAGGCUCCUUCCAGUUGUGAACCAGAGCGCAGAAGAGGGUACCUUUUAUCGUCUGUACCUCAUAUACACAGUGGGCUACUCUGUCUCAUUUGGCUCGUUGACUGUGGCUGUUAUUAUACUGGGCUACUUCAGACGCCUUCACUGUACCAGGAACUACAUCCACAUCCAUCUCUUUGUGUCUUUCAUGCUCCGAGCAAUCUGUACCUUUGUGAAGGAUGCAGUGCUGUACUCAAAGACAGCUUUCUUAGAUAUGGAAGGGGUGAACCUGAAAUCUAUAACUGAAUCUCCUCCAUCUCAGGAUAAGUCUGAAUAUAUUGGAUGCAAGGUGGUUGUCAUCAUUUUCCUUUACUUUCUGGCUGCUAAUUACUACUGGAUUCUGGUCGAAGGCCUUUAUCUCCAUAGCCUCAUCUUCAUGACAUUUUUCUCUGAUAAGAAGUAUCUCUGGGGCUUCACCUUAAUUGGCUGGGGGGUCCCCGGUGUGUUUGUCGCAGCAUGGAUAAGUGUGAGGGCAACUCUGGCAGAUACACAGUACGUAUGGAGGCGUUACCAGCUUGGUUGCUGGGAUCUAAGUGCUGGAAACUUAAAAUUGAUUUUUCAAUUACCUAUUCUGGCUUCAAUAUUGGUGAAUUUCAUGCUUUUUAUCAAUAUUAUCAGACUUCUCGCCACCAAACUGAGAGAGUCCAAUGUCGGAAGGUGUGACACCCGUCAACAGUACCGGAAGCUGCUGAAGUCGACUCUGGUCCUGUCACCUCUCUUCGGAGUACACUACAUUGUCUUCACGGCAAUCCCUUACACUGAGGUGUCCGGCAUUCUCUGGCAAAUCCAGAUGCAUUACGAAAUGUUCUUUAAUUCCUCUCAGGGUUGCUUUGUGGCUGUUAUCUACUGCUUUUGCAAUGGAGAGGUCCAGAGUGAGAUCAAAAAAGCAUGGGCCCGUUGGAUUUUGGCACUUGACUUCAAACGCAAAGCUCGGAGUGGAAGCACUGCCUACAGCUAUGGGCCAAUGGUGUCACACACGAACAACAGCAUCAGUGCCAACAUAACCACCCGGGCACCACAAACUCUCCACCUCAAUAGCCGAGUGGGUGGCGGGUUACUCGAUGGGCAUUGGAACCUGCCGGGCUACGUGAAGAGCAGCUCCGUGUCAGAGAACUCACACCCCUCCUCCCUUCCCGAGCAGUUUGGCAAGUCUCCAGCAUCCAACAAGCCUUCACUGGUUGUUGAGGAAGAGAGGGAAACUGUAAUGUAAUUGAUAGACACACUUAAGAAACUUCAUUUCCAACUGCACACCACAAACGUGAGACACUGGCAUUGGACUGUAUCAUUUCUGCCACACUGGAACAGCAGGCUCCUGAAAAUAGAAAAGGGAAAAUAAUUGUGAAGAGAGAGUUAGGAAGAUAUGACAUGUCUGGCUUCAUCAUGCUUUCCUGCCAUCUACUAAAGGUUGUCUGGACAUUUGAGUAAUUAUUUAGAGCUUUGUUAAGCACUGUUUCACAACAUUGUCACAGGUGCCAGUGUUCAGUGGCUCGAUUCAAAACAACUUGGAUGACAAUCAUUGCUUCACCCAGCCUGAAUCUAGCAGAGGAACUCCUUGAUUCCAGUACUUCACAGCUCACUCAGCCAAACUAGUUGACCAUAUUAAGCUGCACGUAAUCUUAUCAAAUUCACAGGAGAGAGUGAGUUAUCAAAUCCCAUUUAGACAAUAAAAAGAGAAAAUGCUGGAGAUACUCAGCUGGUCUUUGGGCUCCUUAUUUUAGAAACAAUUUAAUGACACUUGAGAGGGUUCAGAGAAGAUUCACAAGAAUGAUUCCAAGACUGAAAGGGUUACUGUAUGAGGAACGUCUGGGAGCUCUUGCGCUGUAUUCACUGGAGUUCAGGUGCAUGAGGGGGGAUCUUAUAGGAACAUUCUGAAUGUUAAAAGGCCUGAACAGUUUAGAUUUGGCAAAGUUAUUUCCCAUGGUAGGGGAGUCCAGGACAAGAGGGCACGACUUCAGGAUUAAAGGAUGUCCUUUUAGAACAGAGAUGCAGAGAAAUUACUUUAGUCAGAGGGUGGUAAAUCUGUGGAAUUUGUUGCCAUGAGUGGCUGUGGAGGCCAAGUCAUUGGGUGUAUUUAAGGUAGAGAUAGAAAGGUUCUUAAUUAGUCAGACUUCAAAGGGUAUGGGGAGAAGGCAGGGGAGUGGGGAUGACUGGAAGAAUUGGAUCAGCCCAUGAUUGAAUGGUGGAGCAGACUUGAUGGGCCGAAUGGCCUACUUCUGCUCCUAUGUCUUAUGGUGUUAUAAGUCAGGCAACAUCUGUGAAGAGUGGAACAUGGUUAACAUUUUGGGGUGACGGAAGUCAGAUUCCGAAUGAAUGACAAAGUUGUGGACAUCUGGAGGGAUUAGAUAACUACCAGAGUGAAGGGUCUGGGAGAUGGCCAGAACAAAGUUAUGCACUAACUGGAGUUUAAAAUGUGCCCCUUCCUAUUGUUAUAGAGUUGUUAUGGCGAUGUACCACUUCACAUAGUGAUGCAGAGCCCCACUGAGGUGUGACACCAUCCUGGACAUCUUGCACUGAUAUUAGACCUUUUCAUUUUAGGUGUUUAACAAAACGAAGAUCAGAAAUGAUGUGUAGCAAGUAGAUUCAGUAAUCAACGUCAGGACAGGUCCUCAGUGAAAGAAUCAUUAGAAUUCAGACUGAGCUGAGGUCAAUUACUACCUGAAGGACCGCAGAUCAAUGUCCCUGCAAGAUUCAGUUAUAUCCAAUGUGUUGAGUUGGAUCGUAGUCACUCCAGUAAAAUACAACCUCAAUUUAAACCACGAUCUUCUUCACAAAGUAGGUUUUGAUAUAUAUGCAUGUAUUAGGUUCAACUGACUUUGUGUCCACCUGCUGUCCAGUGAAACUAAUUGAAGUGCAUUCUAAACGUGCCUGGUUGUUGUUGCUGAUUGAGUUUGUGAUGUCAAUGUUGUCUGGUUGAUAAUUGUGAGAAAAAGGAGUAAAUUAUUAUUUAUUGUUAAUAUUUUUAAAAUUCAAAAGACUGCAUCUUUAGUGAAUGUGAAAAGAAAAUAAACGUGCUGUCUCUACCAUGA
Messenger RNA from Hypanus sabinus (Atlantic stingray), 4151 nucleotides. RefSeq names its product parathyroid hormone/parathyroid hormone-related peptide receptor-like. The transcript is spliced from 13 exons. Gene Ontology annotation, biological process: adenylate cyclase-activating G protein-coupled receptor signaling pathway; cell surface receptor signaling pathway; intracellular calcium ion homeostasis. Bases 710 to 2335 code for a protein of 541 amino acids. Gene Ontology annotation, cellular component: plasma membrane. Lineage: Eukaryota; Metazoa; Chordata; Chondrichthyes; Myliobatiformes; Dasyatidae. Gene Ontology annotation, molecular function: peptide hormone binding; G protein-coupled peptide receptor activity; parathyroid hormone receptor activity. The record is from RefSeq and is a predicted model, not a curated record.